Molecule: messenger RNA, 1914 nt
Organism: Drosophila suzukii
Lineage: Eukaryota; Metazoa; Arthropoda; Insecta; Diptera; Drosophilidae
Product: probable cytochrome P450 6d5
Molecular function (GO): iron ion binding; heme binding; monooxygenase activity
Source: RefSeq, a predicted model, not a curated record
AGCAGGCACUAUAAGAAACUCAGUCCGAGGGAUCUUUCGGGCAAACAGACCGACCUACCUUUAAAGAAAUAGCCUGUCUCAAGUGCUUUUAUUUCUUUCCAAACAAAAAGAUAAGGUAAUAUCUCGGCUGAAUGGCGAAAUUCAGAGAUUGGUAGAAGUCUCAAACGAAAUUUAGUUUCGAUUUAGCCCGCUAGAAGUGCAGACAAAGAAAAUAGAGUCGAAAUGAUUGGAAUUUAUCUACUGAUCGGUGUAGUAUCAUUGCUAUAUGUCUACCUCAAGUGGACAUUUAGCUACUGGGAUCGAAAGGGUUUCCCCUCCACAGGAGUGAGCAUCCCAUUUGGUGCUAUGGCAUCCGUUGCGAAGGGAAAACGAUCUUUCGGACUGGCCGUCUACGAUAUGUACCGAUCGACAAAGGAACCGGUGGUUGGAUUGUAUCUCACCUUGAGACCAGCUCUUCUGAUUAGGGAUGCUCAACUAUCUCGCGAUAUGGUGACCAAGGAUUUUGCCAGUUUUCAUGAUCGCGGAGUUUAUGUCGAUGAGGAAAACGACCCCAUGUCAGCGGGAUUGUUUCAGUUGGAAGGAGCUAGCUGGAGAACUUUACGUGCCAAACUGACGCCUUCUUUUACGUCGGGUAAACUUAAGGCCAUGUUUGAAACCUCCGAUUCCAUUGGAGAUAAGUUAGUAGCCAAUAUUAAGGCUCAACUGCCCCAGGGAGGCAACAAGGAAUUCGAUAUUAAGAAACUAAUGUCAACCUAUGCCAUCGAUAUUAUUGGCUCGACUAUUUUUGGACUUAAUGUUGAUAGCUUCGCCGAUCCUAAUAAUGAGUUUGUGGCUAUUAGCAAGAAGCUCAACCGUAAGACCUUUACGGAUAUUCUUCGUAUAGCAGCACUAUUUCUUUAUCCUGGAUUGGAAAAGUUAUUUGUGAGAAUUGGUUGGAAGGUGGAAGCAGCGGAACUGAUGCGCGAACUAGCUCAUCGAACUGUCGAUUUUAGGGAACAGAACAAUAUAGUUCGCAAGGACUUGCUGCAACUUCUUUUGCAACUUCGCAAUCAGGGAAAGAUCAACACUGAUGAUACUAAUUGGUCAGCGGAGAGUACCAAAAAUGGAGUGAAAUCGAUGUCAAAGGAUGUGAUUGCAGGUCAGCUGUUUCUCUUCUAUGCAGCCGGUUUCGAAACGACAGCGGCUACAGCAUCCUUCACUCUGUACGAGCUUUCUCAAAAUCCAGAAGUCAUGGAAAAGGCGAAGGAGGAUGUGCAUAGAGCUAUAGAAAAUCAAGGCGGAAAGCUGACCUACGAUGCCAUAUCGGAUAUGAAGUAUCUAGAGGCCUGUAUCUUAGAGACCACUCGAAAAUACCCCGCACUUCCAUUCCUGAACAGAAUUUGCACUCAGGAUUAUCCUGUGCCCGAUAGCAAACUAGUAAUCAAGAAGGGCACUCCUGUUUUAAUCUCUCUACUAGGAAUGCAUCUCGAUUCCGAGUAUUUCCCCGAUCCGCUUAGUUAUCAACCAGAACGCUAUCUGGAGGAGAACAAAGACUUUAACCAAGCGGCCUAUAUGCCUUUUGGUGAGGGACCCAGAAUGUGCAUAGGCGCCCGCAUGGGAAAGGUGAAUGUCAAGAUUGCGAUUGCUAAGGUUUUAUCAAAUUUUGAUGUGGAGAUGCGCAAGGAGAAGAGUGAACUUGAAUUCGAUAUUAAUGGAGCCUCGCUCAGGCCCAAGCAUGGAGUUCCCAUACGUCUGUCUCUCAAGAAGUAGAACCAUUCUUAAAUGAAAGCACCAAAACAAAAAAAAAAGAUAAUUUAUUAAUCAAAUUUUUAGACCCGAUAUCAUCUGCCAAAAAACAUGAGACUUUUGUAUGUAUUUGUUGUUAGUUUUUGUAAGUGUUUAUAAAUAAACAAAUAUAUUAAGGGAACGAGUUUA